AGAACAAGUUUCAUUCAGAGACGCGAUUUGUCCACACACAUGAGAAUCCACACAGGGGAGAAACCAUUUACUUGUUCUGUCUGUGGUAGAGGAUUUUCACAAAAGACACACCAGAUACAACACAUGAGAAGCCACACAGGAGAGAAACCAUUUAGUUGUUCCGUUUGUGGUAAAACAUUUGCACGAAAGGGAACUCUUAGAGAACACUUGACUGUCCACACAGGGGAGAAACCAUGUAGUUGUUCUAUCUGUGGUAAAACAUUUGCACGAAAGGGAACUCUUAGAGAACACUUGACUGCCCACACAGGAGAGAAACCAUGUAGUUGUUCUGUCUGUGGUAAAACAUUUCAUGUGAAAGGAACUCUUAGAGAACACUUGAAUGUCCACACAGGAGAGAAACCUUGUAGUUGCUCUGUCUGUGGUAAAACAUUUGUGCGAAAGGGAACUCUUAGAGAACACUUGCCUGUCCACACAGGAGAGAAACCAUUUUGUUGUUCUGUCUGUGGUAAAACAUUUGCACGAAAGGGAUCUCUGAGAGAACACAUGCGAAGCCACAAAUUGGAGAAACCCUUCAGUUGUUCUGUCUGUGGUAUAAAUAUCGCACGAAUGUCAGAUUUGACUUCACACUUAAGAGUUCAUACAGGAGAAAAAUCUUUCACAUGCUCAGUUUGUAAAGCAACUUUCAGUGACAAAAGCAAUUUGUCGAGACACAUGAGAAUGCAUACUGAGAGAAACCAUUUAGUUGUUCAGUUUGUGGUAAAACAUUUGCACUAAAGGGAACUCUGAGACGACACAUGACUGUCCACACAGGGGAGAAACCAUUUAGUUGCAGCAUUUGUGAUAAAAAUUCACUCAGCUCCGUUAUUUGAAAACACACAAGUGUGCUGGUGAGAGCAGCGGAAGUAAAUUAAGCUGCAGAGAUGCUUGUUGAGCCGAUUCCUUUCAGCAGGAUAUAAGUACUGAGGGCAAGACUUGGCUCAACACUGAUAAGUUCAAAAGUGUGUUACAGAUUCCAAAAUAAGUCAGUGCUUCAUCUUGUAUUCUAUUGAAAAUAUUAUAUAAUAUUUGAAAGAAUACAUUAAUACGUUACCUGUUUCUAGUAGGUUAUUUCUUCUCUUACUAUUUUAAUUCUACAUAAUCCUCCACCUUAUUUUAGUAUUUACUCACAAACUACUGUCCUCUGCUCCCCUUGCUUUUCCAUCAGUUUUUUUUCCCCACACACACGCUAGGGCUGGGAGAUAUAUUGCAUAUAUUCAA
This is a messenger RNA of Siniperca chuatsi (mandarin fish), 1257 nucleotides long. RefSeq names its product gastrula zinc finger protein XlCGF8.2DB-like. The record is from RefSeq and is a predicted model, not a curated record. Gene Ontology annotation, cellular component: nucleus. Lineage: Eukaryota; Metazoa; Chordata; Actinopteri; Centrarchiformes; Sinipercidae.